UUCAACAAUGGCGGAUCAUCAUCAUCACCACCAUCAGCGACCGAAUCGUCUUUCACUACCAUCACCAACGAUCGGAAGAACAUACCCAUCUUUCCCUUACACUCCAACUCCAACCCCUUCCAAAACCCGUAGAUCGAUCCAUGGAAGCAACAACACAAAAUCAUCACUUUCGUUUCUAUUUCUCAUCCUCUUCUCUCUUAGAUCUCUCUACUCUCUCUUACCUUUCCUUCGUUCUUCACCUUCUUUCUCUCUUUUCCCUUUCUCCUUCCUCGUCUCUCUUCUCUCUUUCCUCUUCUCACUCUCUUUCUCCAUCAUCUCUUCCUUUUCACCUUCCAAGAAAGACCCUUUUCUUCUCCGCCAUCAAAAUCGUUCCUUUUCGUCUCUUUCUUCGUCUCAAUUCAAACUCUUGCUCGCGAAAUCGUUUCUUCUUGCUUUCGUCUUCCUUCUUCGUUUCCAAGCUCUUCGUUACUGUAGUGCUGCUGCUAUGAUCUUAGCUGAACUCUCAGGUAACGUCUCAGCUAGAGCCUUGUUUGGUGAUAAUAGUGGAAUUGGAGGAGUUAGAUCAUCUAAGGUUCGUGGGUUUUGCGUUUUGUUUGCUGGGUUGUUGUUGUUAUCAAUCAGCUGGGAUCGUGUUGAUUGUUUCCCGUUUUCAUCAUCUGUUCAAAGUUGGGGUUUUUGGAUUUACCCUAAAGAGAAUUGCUUGAGGAUUUGGCCUUUGUUGCUUCCGUUUCUGUCUGGGUUUUUGGGUUGUUAUGAGAAAGUUUCAAUGAAUUGGGUUGAGAUCAAGCAGCUAGAUCAGAAACGAGUCCGGUUACUAUCUUUGUUUAUGACCACUGUGUUGUUGUUCCCACUUGCUAUUUGGAGUUUCUUGUUCUCUGGUAGUGGUGAUGAUGGUGUCUCUAUUGGGAAUUUAGGUUGGCCUUUAGCUAACACUGUUGUAUUUGGAGUAUUGUUGAGUGAGAAUUAUAAUGAUGAUAAGUUUUCGAGCUCGAAGAAGAAGGACUCAGAGAAGGAGUUUCUGGUUACGUUUCUAUGUACUAUUGUUUUGGAGCUCUUCUAUUUUCCUGAGCUAUCUCUUUGGGGAUUGUUGCUUUGUGGUUUGUUGCUUUAUGUUGCUGUUAGGGAGUUGGACUCUGUGAAUUCAGAUUACCAAGAGAUUGGGAUGGAAUCGCCUGAGUCGUUUUCCACUAUGUUUAUGAAGCCUAUCCGUCACAUUUUGAGCGAGAAGAAGUCGAGGAAGAUUGCACUGUUUCUUUUGAUCAAUACAGCGUAUAUGGUUGUUGAGUUUGUGGCUGGGUUUAUGAGUAAUAGUCUUGGAUUGAUCUCAGACGCUUGUCAUAUGUUGUUUGAUUGUGCUGCUUUGGCAAUUGGGCUGUAUGCGUCUUAUAUCUCCCGUCUUCCUGCAAACCAUCAGUACAACUAUGGUCGAGGUAGAUUUGAAGUGCUUUCUGGUUAUGUUAACGCGGUUUUCCUUGUUCUUGUUGGGGCUUUGAUUGUGCUUGAGUCGAUUGAGAGAAUUUUGGAUCCUCAGGAGAUUUCUACAAAUAGUCUUUUGGUUGUUUCAGUUGGAGGGCUUCUUGUGAAUGUUGUCGGGUUAAUCUUUUUCCACGAGGAACAUCAUCAUGCUCAUGGUGGAUCUGGUUGCACGCAUUCUCACUCACACGAAUCUCAUAGCCAUAAACAUGAUGAGCAUGACCAUCAUCAUCAACAUUCCCAUAGCCAUAAACAUGAGGAUCAUCAUGAGCAUUCCCACAACCAUAAACAUGAGGAUCAUCAUAGCUGCAACCAUGAUCAUCAUUCCCAUAACCCCAGCCACAACCAUGAGAAUCAUUCUGAUCACAAACCUGAAAAAAGCGAUCAUCACAUUGACCACAACAUGGAAGGAAUCUUUCUUCAUGUUUUAGCAGACACAAUGGGGAGUGUUGGAGUUGUGAUAUCGACACUCUUGAUCAAAUACAAGGGCUGGUUAGUUGCUGAUCCAGCCAGCUCAAUCUUCAUCUCCAUCCUUAUCAUCGCAUCAGUCAUUCCGUUGCUCAGAAACUCCGCAGAGGUUCUAUUGCAAAGAGUCCCUAGAGCUCACAGACACGACCUGCAAGAAGCUAUGAAGAACAUACUAAAGACUAAAGGUGUUUGCAGUAUCCAGAGGCUGCAUGUAUGGAGUUUCACUAACUCAGACGUUGUAGCUACUCUCCAUCUCCUCGUAUCUGCAGAUUCAAACAAGAUGGAUACUAAGUUGCAAGUCUCACGUUUACUAGAAGAUGCAGGAGUAAAAGAUUUGACUUUGCAGGUUGAAUCUGUUAACUCAUAGCAAUUGACACUGUAGACGCAAGUUAAUUGUUGUUGUUGGUGCUUUUUUGUGCUUAUAGGCCUUCUUGAUCAAAUACUAUUAGAAACUGAUAUAAACAAAACGAUUCACUUGUGUUAUAGAAUAACAUGCAUAUGGAUAUGCUCUUGCUCAAA
Molecule: messenger RNA, 2460 nt
Organism: Capsella rubella
Lineage: Eukaryota; Viridiplantae; Streptophyta; Magnoliopsida; Brassicales; Brassicaceae
Product: zinc transporter 5
Exons: 1
Coding region: 8-2308 (766 amino acids)
Biological process (GO): transmembrane transport; zinc ion transport; intracellular zinc ion homeostasis
Cellular component (GO): Golgi apparatus; membrane
Molecular function (GO): zinc ion transmembrane transporter activity
Source: RefSeq, a predicted model, not a curated record